This is a messenger RNA of Saccostrea echinata, 487 nucleotides long. RefSeq lists its product as uncharacterized. Bases 1 to 438 code for a protein of 145 amino acids. NCBI's taxonomy places the organism in Eukaryota, Metazoa, Mollusca, Bivalvia, Ostreida, Ostreidae. The transcript has 3 exons. The record is from RefSeq and is a predicted model, not a curated record.
AUGUGGGAGGAAAACAUGGAUUCUAUCAUUGCAGUAAAUAAACCAGCAAGUAUAAUAUCAAUAUAUAACCCUAUAUACCAGAACGCAUCAGACGCUGUGGACAAUGUAACUGUUUGUGACAACGGCCUGUCUACUGCUCACACUAACAACGAAAUCAAUCCAUGGAUAAAAAUAGACUUGCAGAACAUGUUUGAUGUUCUUGAAGUUCUUGUCUACAACAGGCAAGACACAUAUGGGAAAAGACUGCAUGACCUACUCAUAAACGUGGAUGAAAACUAUUGUGGUUUCUUCAAAGGACCCGCCGCUAAUGGAGACCGUAUACUUUUUCUCUGUUCGUCUGGAAGUAGAGGGAGGAUCGUCACACUCAUGAUCAAAAGCAAAGAGGGAGAAGAAGACAUUUUAAGUGUGUGCGAAGUACAAAUAUUUGUCAUUUUAUAAGAAUCCAUGUAAGAUUCAUUCGGCUUAAAUAUCUAGGUAUGCACUAGAA